CUUUUACCGUUGGACAACGUGACAGCAGGCCACUUUCAGCUAUUACGCAAUCUUAGCAAAGCCCAAAAAUCAAGGUUCAACUAUUGUCAGCUAUCACUUGGUAUGCGGCUUAGAUUCUAAUAGGAAGAGGUACAACUCACUAAAGGAAAGUCUGAGCAUCAGCAAACAUGGGAGACUGGGGAUUUCUCUCGGCAUUAUUAGACAAAGUACAGUCUCACUCCACCGUCAUCGGCAAGAUAUGGAUGAGCGUCCUUUUCAUCUUCAGGAUCUUGGUGCUGGGAGCAGCGGCGGAGAGCGUUUGGGGUGAUGAGCAAUCUAAUUUGGUUUGCAACACGAUGCAACCCGGUUGCGAGAACGUGUGCUACGACUGGCAGUUCCCCAUCUCUCAUAUCCGCUUCUGGGUCUUGCAGAUCAUAUUUGUAUCCACUCCUACUUUGCUGUACCUGGGCCAUGCAGUGCAAGUCAUUCACCAAGAGAAAAAACUCAGGGAGAAGAUACAAAGACUCGGCGAGGGCCACAAGUUGAAGGCCCCCAAAUACACAGAUGAAAGUGGUCACAUCAAAAUUAAAGGAAACCUGCUCGGCAGCUAUCUAACCCAGUUGUUUUUUAAAAUCAUUUUGGAGAUUGCGUUCAUUGUCGGACAGUAUUAUUUAUACGGCUUUGUAAUGAUUGCCAAGUUUUCAUGUUCCCAAUCCCCUUGCCCUUACACUGUAGAAUGUUUCAUGUCUCGUCCAACAGAGAAGACCAUCUUCAUCAUCUUUAUGCUAGUGGUAGCCUGUGUGUCUCUGCUACUGAAUGUCAUAGAGGUGUUUUACCUGCUGUGCACCAGGGUCGGAUGCCGGAGCAGCAAGACACGGACACAUAAUAUCACUUCAGCUAAAAACCCCGCAAGUUUGCCAUCAUCCUGGAUGUCUUCUGAAGUUGCGCUGAAGCAAAACAAAAUGAACCAACAGUACGAGAGCGGGCAGAGUCUUGGAGGAAGCCUGGAUGGGGCGAAAGAAGAAAAACAAUUGAUGGAAGACCAUUCGAUUUAGACUUUAUCUCUGAAAUUUCUCCAAUCUGCCAAGUUUUUAGAGAAACAUAUCUUCAAUUUGAUUUCCAUACCCCUUAGCUUAUGAUCCAUUAUUUACACACUUGAAAAAGAAAGUAUUGGUUUGAUACACCUCAAACGGAGUGUGUUAUUUAAUUAUUUUAUGAUAAUUUUGUGCACAAUGCAUGUUUGACUUUUAAUUGGAUAGUUUUGAUAUAAAUACUUACUGUUAUAUGAUUGUAUAUAUAUAUAUUGUGUGUAAAUAUAUGUAUUAAGAGUCAGUAAGUGACUUGAGCACUGUCUGUUUGUGUGAUGUUGUCAUUUUAUUUGGCCAUAUUUUUUCGUUACAAAGAAACUAAUUUGUGUAAAUGUGUAUUCUGAAUGUAAACUGGUGUCAGUGAUGUUUAGAGAGCAUAAUGACAAUGUCCUUCUUUGAAAUAAAAUUUUUAAAUCAACAGAA
Molecule: messenger RNA, 1490 nt
Organism: Cyprinus carpio (common carp)
Lineage: Eukaryota; Metazoa; Chordata; Actinopteri; Cypriniformes; Cyprinidae
Product: gap junction Cx32.2 protein-like
Biological process (GO): cell communication
Cellular component (GO): connexin complex
Source: RefSeq, a predicted model, not a curated record